AUGAAUGGUGCAAAUAAUGUGACUGAAUUCAUUCUUUUGGGCCUCAAACAGAAUCCUGAAAUGCAGAAAAUAUUUUUUGUGGUAUUUUUACUCAUUUACUUAUUGACCUUGCUGGGAAAUAUGCUGAUUGUCAUCACCAUUGCAACCAGUCAGACUCUAAGCUCCCCUAUGUAUGUAUUUCUUUCCUACUUGUCCUUCUUAGAUAGUUGUUAUUCUUCUUCCAUGGGCCCCAAGAUGAUAAUUGAUUCACUCUCUGACAGGAAAACAAUAUCUUUCAAUGCAUGUAUGACCCAGCUUUUUGCAGAACAUUUGUUUGCUGGGGCUGAAGUCAUCCUGCUAAUGGUGAUGGCCUAUGACAGGUAUUUGGCGAUCUGUAAGCCCCUGCAUUACUUGACUAUGAUGAGCAGACCAGUAUGUAUUCUUUUGGUGGGUUUGGCCUGGAUGGGAGGCUUUGUUCAUGCCAUGAUACUGAUCCUAUUCAUCAUCUGGCUACCUUUUUGUGGUCCCAAUGUCAUUGACCAUUUUAUUUGUGAUUUCUUUCCUUUGCUGAAACUCUCUUAUGCUGAUAUCAAUCCCUUUGGCCUUUGUGUUGCUGCCAAUAGAGGAAUAAUGUGCAUACUAAUUUUUUUCAUGCUUCUCACAUCUUAUGUCAUCAUACUCAACUCCCUGAAAAUGCAUAGCUCAGAAGGACAGCGCAAAGCUCUCUCAACUUGUGUGUCCCACAUUGUAGUAGUCAUUUUGUUCUUUGUGCCAUAUAUGUUUGCAUAUCUACGACCUAUGACCACCUUCUCCAUUGAUAAGGGCAUGGCUGUGUUUUAUACAAUGAUAACCCCUAUGUUAAAUCCCUUAAUCUACACACUAAGGAAUGAGGAAGUAAAAAAUGCCAUGAGAAAAUUGUGGAGCCAAAGAAUGUUUUAG
Messenger RNA from Trichosurus vulpecula (common brushtail), 918 nucleotides. RefSeq names its product olfactory receptor 4C5-like. Gene Ontology annotation, molecular function: olfactory receptor activity; G protein-coupled receptor activity. The record is from RefSeq and is a predicted model, not a curated record. Gene Ontology annotation, biological process: G protein-coupled receptor signaling pathway. Gene Ontology annotation, cellular component: membrane. The transcript has a single exon. The coding region runs from base 1 to 918 and encodes 305 amino acids. Lineage: Eukaryota; Metazoa; Chordata; Mammalia; Diprotodontia; Phalangeridae.